Messenger RNA from Xylona heveae TC161, 732 nucleotides. RefSeq lists its product as hypothetical. Bases 187 to 516 code for a protein of 109 amino acids. NCBI's taxonomy places the organism in Eukaryota, Fungi, Ascomycota, Xylonomycetes, Xylonales, Xylonaceae. The transcript is spliced from 2 exons. The record is from RefSeq and is a predicted model, not a curated record.
AGCUAACUUGCGGGUCGAGGUCACAAGCUUAACUAUACAACAAGCCACUCUACUUCGCGAACAAAGCUGCUUUGUAAGAGCUUCAGCACCAACAUUUUUACUUUCGAGUCCUUUCUGACAGUCAAAGCUCCGAUAUCAGCUCUCACCUGUGCGAACAAGAUUUGGAGGCAUCAAAGUAUUGGGACCAUGGACGACAAAAACAAACUUCAAAAAUCACCUCUGGACAUUCCCCUUCCCUUGUGGAGUAGACCGCCAAAUUCUAUGGAAUUCACGGAUGAUAAUGGCGUCUACCAUGACAUCUAUCUCCCUGUAGGAACUGCGCAUGCCGCUCUGGAUCACCUUCAGAAUAAACGAUGGGAUGAGUUGGCAAAGUUUGAGCCCUUUGAUUCCGAAAAGUGGAACGCUUCGACACCAGAGCAACAAGGUUUCAAGCCAAUCAAUCGAGGUGGUUCUAAGGAGCAGGGCGCUGAACCUCACACGGUUCAGCAGCAGAACGCACAGGAAGAGAAGAAAUAAAUAUGCGUUGGAGUAGAGUGCAUAGCAGGCUGAGCAGCAUAAUUAAGUAAUAGGAGUUUUAUCCAAUGCUUGCCUCUUACUGGAAUAGUGUAUCUUCUAGAUCUAACAAUAUUGCAUAAAUGACAAAGUCAUAACAGUGGUGCUUUUUGUUGCUGAGUAGGUUAUACAAGUGAAUUAUCAAAAAUGAAUAGGAUUCCAGGUUUCAACCUGCGGGCG